CUAGUUUCGCUUUCUGUUUUCGAAAUGUAACAUCCUGGUUGAUGAAAGAUCGUCCUACGCGACUACCAUGUCAGCCGGCGCGUCGAAUGUGUCUUCGCUGUCCCGCAAGCAAGCCCAGUUUAUCCUGGGGUUCCCCGCGGAAGACGACGUCACGGAAAACAGCGUCCAGAAAGCCUUCAAACGUCUCGCGUUAGUCUUCCACCCGGACAAGAGCAAGGAUGAGAACAGCAAGUCCAAAUUCCAGCAAAUCGUCGCCGCGCGCGACCUGCUCGUCGACUGGUGCCGCAGCAGCAAAUCCGUUCUGCACCGGGUGGUUUACGAAGCGACGACCGGGAGGGCGGAGAAGAAACAAGCCGAGCAGCAGAGGACCGCUAGUGCCGCGACCGGGGCGCCGCAGAGUGCGAGACACGCGUACAGUGGAAAUCCGAACGGGACGAACCCCCGCGCCCCCUGGACCGCGUUUUCCGAUAUCCACCCGCCGAACGGGAGUGCUUCUUCGCAGAUGCCCGGAGGAGCCGCAGGUCCAGCGUCGCAGAGCAAGUUCUCCACAAGACCGAGCCACCACCCGGACCGGCCGCGACCGGGGUCCGCGGUGCCGGCGGGCGGGACGUGGUCGGGUAGAAAGGAAUUUUUUCCGGAGGGGACGAGGUUUUCGGAGUAUUCCACAACCGCAUCUAGCACAACCAGGGGGACGACGACGUGGUCUGAAGCGCCAGGGGCAUCGGCAGCAUCGGCUUCCUCCGCUACUGGUCAUUCAUCCUCAAGGUCCGAAAACCUCACGAAGCACAAAGUCUAUUGGGAGUGCUCGGCGUGCAAGGUGAACGAGAUGGCGGGACUAUCCUACCGGGUGAAGAAGCACUGCAUCGAAAUUAACCACGCUCACAUCUGCGCCUGCGGGUACCCGUUUUCGUCGCACCGAUUGACAACGGGGCAGGAUUCGAAGCGGUAUAGUUCUUCUGUUAGCUAAAAGUUUGUCAUGUAAAUGCAAUGUGUUGAUAGCAUAGAGUCAGAGUGAGUGAUGUGUCUUUCUAGAAUGAAAGCCAACCUCAAAAGCUAUACACCAAACACCAACCAGAACCAAACGUUACACCUGUGCGGACAGUGGCUGCGAAAACUUCGAAUACGUCUUACCGAAUUCCACCGACCUAACUCCAUGUCCGACCUGCGGUCACGCGCAGGCGUGCCACUCCACCGUGAUCGAGACCAAAGAGGUCACCGUCGAGGAGGCGGGUGGAGGCAAAGCAACGUACAGUGCGGCGGGGACUACAGCAUCGUCAAAAAGGACCAGUACAGCCAAUUCGUCAUCCAAUGCAGCGACGCAGAGAAUGAAAACGGCCUCUACCGGCCCUGGAGCGCCGGGAGAACAAGAUGUGAAGAGGCCGCAGUCCGCAGCAGCUUCUUUCCUUAAGGAGCACUACGGCACGGCGAAAAAAACGGUUGGCGCGCCGAGGACUGCGGCAGACAAAGUCGUGGAUGACUUUGAAGAUUUGUUCGCCGCGCCGGAGGACAGUACGCUUCGGUCUGCCCGCACGCGGCAAGACCCCGAGACGUCGGAACUGUUUCAGAGCUUUCUGAAGGAAACGCUAGGGGAGUGGACCGAGCCGAACCGCGCGGCCGGCCGGGACCCGACGACGGGCGGGAAGGCCGCGGUGCCGCGGGUAUGGAGACCAAAAACGGCGGGCGCGAGGCUGUACAAGGACCAAACGCCAAGGACGGGGAACAAUAAAGAGUCGAAUUCGUACCUAUUUUGGAUUUGAUUUUCGGCAGAAAAUGAAAAACGCGAUAGAAGAGAGCUAAUCAUUUUUCUUGCUGUUCCUCCUGUAACCGUAGUAUAGUUAAAGGUACUGGUACGUGCUUCCCAAACAAAACUGCACAGCCCCGCUGACUUCCCGGGUUACAACCGCUGGAGCAACGCGGAGCGCCCGGUUUCUGCCGCGGGUCCCCGGCCGGACCACCGCCCGCUCUCGGCGGUACCCCGACCCGCCAGCGCGGGGAGGAUGCGGCCGGCGAGUGCGCGCAGCACACGGCCGAUGAGGGCAAGACCGAUGCAGCAGCAGCCAGGCGCCUCUUCAAAUGAUGCCAAAUCGUCUAGUGCAGCGCCGAAGAUCCCCGAGGAAUCACCCGAAAAGAGUUCCGCGGAGCCACCUACUCCGACCGGCGGAGGUGAAAAUACGAGUAACCCGCCAGACCCGACCCCGGAUCUGGAUAUCAUCGAGGAUGACGAUGUCACGAGUAGUGACGCCAGUCCGAAAAAAUCCUAUUCCAACACGACGGUCACUAAGGAUUUCAACUUUAGCAACCGAAAGCGGGAACGGACGCCGUCUGCGACAACCUCGACAUCGCAGCAACUACCGCAGACCGGGUUGAACUCGCGGGCGACGCCGUGGCUGAAGGCAGCGGAGGCUUUGAAAAUGGACAUCCAGCGGGAGUUGAAAAUGCGGCCGAAGGUCAUGACGGUGGACCAGUUCAACGACUUCAAAGCGGCGCGGGAAGCGGAAGAAGGCGGUACGAGUACGACUAGUGCUGGUGGUGGUGCCCCCUCAGCCUCUAAGGAGCAGUCUAUUCCGUCGGUGCAGUCGUCUCCCCAAAGACCACAAGUGCCCAUGUCGGCAAGGCAGCAUACUUCGCCGGUGCGGAAGAACGCGGGUGGCAGUGGUAUGCGAUCUUCAAGAGCGUAUUCUACUACGGAGGACUACACAUCCGCGGAGCAGAUUUCGCCACCGCAGCGGCGACACAGUUUCAGUUCUCUGCGGCCGAUGUCUGCGCCGGCCAGUCGCGGGGUUGCCGCGCAAAGACGAAUGAGCGAUGGAGAAGUUGUUCUUGAGACUGCAGCACAGGACAGCCAGCCUGCAGACGGGAAAGCAACCGGUCUAAGCCGUGGGGGUGCUACUCCGUUAGACCGUUACAUUGACGGACUCGAGAUCAAGGCCGGGGCUGCAAACAAACACUCUAGGAGCAGACUGCGCAAGUUCGCAUCGAAGAGCGGUGGAGCAGAACAGAAGGACGUCGGUAGAGCGAAGGCAGUGCCGUCCGCAAGCAAUACGAAGCUUCAAGGCAGGACUACGACUCCUAGCGGGCAAGAGCAAGAACCAGCAGCCGAGCCACUUGGAAAAAAGGGAAAAGAAGAAGCGCAACCCACCCGGAACAACUCUCCACUUCUUCGGAACAUCGACAGUGACCAGGAUGAUCUGCUCGAUUACAACGACGAAAGUGACGGUGAAGUCGACUACAUUUUUACCGAGGAAGCGGCAGCGCCGGUGCCCUCUGCCUCACCGUUGAGAAACGCCCGCGAGAUGGCAGAACAGCAGCAGAUUGGCGGAUUUGCUAGUACGAAGAGUUCGGGUAGUUUUGCUGCAAGUUGUACAACCGCUGGUCGAGGCGGAGCCUCCGUGAACAAAGUCGCAGCACGCCAGCCGGACGAUUCGCCGAUAUCGAUCUUGGAAGAUGAACAAGGGGGAGAUCAAGAUCAGGAUCCGUUUGCGGAGGAGAAAACCUCCGCUGUUCUCAUGGCGGAUAUUGCGUCGUCCUUCAACGAGCUGAAGGAACAUUUGUCGAAAAGUUCUGUUUCAUCUUCUUCAAAACAGUCACAAGAACGGUCGAAGUCGAAGGAAAGCGUCACGUACUCGCAGAAUGAUUUUCACGCACCCGAGUCUAGCGUGGGCAAUGCGUCGGUGGUGCGGGACAGUGAAGAACCACCGCAGGAGCCUCCUGAGUCUUCCGACACCGACUCAGAUGCGGAUGUGAUUUCGAGACAGAGAGGAAUGAAGAAAUCCGGCUCACGACUCGAAAUGAGUCCGCCACCUUUCCCGUUCGCGCAUGACGAGCCGUUUGAAGUAGGGGGCGAGAAAAUAAAGCCAGUGAGCUUGCUCCCUGGCAACACAAGCACUUUUCCCGCUACUUUCACAUCGCACACAGCAUCCAGUGGCUCGAUUCAUCCCGCUGGUACGAUACCUGCAACCGGAACGAACACGGUAGAGACAACAGCCAACCGCUACAAGCAGGCGGACACGCCGCUUUUCGGCCGGAGCGUGCAGGAGCCAGACUCUGUCGAAUUGAACAGUGUCGACUCUGAUUCAGACGGGGAGGACGUCGAGCAGGAGCUUUUGCGAGCAGGAGAAGAUGAUGGUCGUGAAAACAGUGAAGAUGAAGAUGUAAAAGUACACGCAGAUGAGCCGGACCCAGUUUUGUACUCGGAGGCGACGCUGAUUGCGGGUCUAGAAGAAGAGUUGAAAUCCGAAACCAGCAUCACGGACCAGAAACACCACCAAAACGCGAAUUUUCCCAGCACAAAUUUACUUCACCGUGGGGCUUUCACCACCGGUGGGAGUACGAGCAGCAGUAGUGGUAGUAGUACAACUGCUGCUGCUGCUGUUGCUGGUGCUACCACCUCUUCCCAAACGCAGACCGCGCGGUCAGCCGCCGCGAAAGCGAGACCGCGACGACCCGCAAGUGCGGCGAGGAGAAACAGUACGCCGCGAGCGACAGGAAGUAGUGGCGCAACCAGGGACCACCGCCGACGAUCAGGAAGACCGAAUGCGAGUCCGACUGCAGGAGGAGCUGCUGCGCGUGGUACAACUAGGACAGGUGCAGGGACGAGCUCUGCUUCCAGUACAGUAGCGAGCAGUGGUACAAGUACUGCGACGACAUCAAGGAACCACCCUGGUCGCAGUAGGGCCGCGCGGCCCGUCAGCUCGCGCGGGACUAGAUCUUCGACAGGAGAACAAGGAGGUUCGUCCUCCUCCACAGGAAAAGCCGGGACUCCGCGCGGGGCGUCCGGUGCUUCGAGCGCGAAGUUGAAGUUUCACUCGGACCAGCGAGUGGAACAACGGAAGGAAUACAACACGGAAGCUGAUGCGAAACGCGCGCAGCAAACGCCACGGGAGCAGGCCGGGCAGUGGGCCGCGCCGAAGGACGGGCCGACGGUGCACUGUGGGGGUUUGGGUCCGUGGGAGAACGGGCUCCGGAGCAGCAGCUCGCCGGUGCCAGCAGCGAAAGCGAAAGUUGAGGAGCCGAAGACCGAGGAUGUAGCUGUUGAUGGAAAUGACGUUGAUAAUGGUAUCGCGAAGAAGACCGCGAGUAAGGAACCUGCGGAUCAUGCACCACAAGCAGGUGAAAGCGUAAAACCUCCUUUAACCCUGCCGCUCCCGAAAGAAGACAAGGGUCCCCCCAGUGGCCACGUUUUCGUGAUGGACGAUUCUCCUCCAGUUUACAGCGAAACUGCAAGCUACAAGACCGUAAAAUCCGCAACCACAACAGCACCCCCAGCCCCUCCGCCGCGACCGACUUCCGCGAUGAGCGGCAGCAUGACGGCGAGACAGAUAAAUCCGCCAAGAGCCAAACCCUUUUACCACCUUUUCGGUGUUGGGAGCAACACCGCGCGACCGCAAUCCGCGAGGCCUGGCGGAUCUUCCACCAACGACGACGAUGACGGCGACUUUAUCACCGUGCCUUGGUGGCAACGGAUGCACGGUAAGCAGACGCAGCAGCGCGCCGCGGCGCAGGCGGCGAAUGCGGAAAAGAUCAAGAUCAUGAAGGCAUGGCAGAAGGAGAAGAAGCAGUUACUCGCGGAGACGGAAACGGCGUUGGUUUUUACCGAUCCGUUCGCGCAGACGGUGUUCCGGGUGCGGAACAGUUUCAAUCAGCAGGAAGCAGGCGUGAUUGAUGAAAGCUCGGAACCGGCGUCGUCGCCCGGGAAGCAGAUGCCUGUGGUAGCAGAUUCUGAGCGGAAGGAGGGCAUGGAAAAGCAAAACACGCAAAGGAUUCCACUUCAACAGCACCAAAGCCAACCAGGUGCACCGCGACCGGGAUCUGCGGCGGGAUUUCACAGUUACAGCAGCAAUUGGAACACAACCGCGACCUCUACCUCGCGUCCGAGUUCCGCGGCGGGCGUCCGAAGAGAGGCACGUCCGUUUAACGAGGAGCUCAGUACCUCUCCCUCUGCGAAGCAGUGCAAGUUUGUGCCGCAGUCUGCGGCGAGACGCUUUGACGCCCCUCCAUUUGGGCAGGAAACCAGGCCGCGCGAGCGACCAGGGUCCGCCGGAAGCAAUAUGCGAGCGAAAUUGCGAUACACCCACCGGCAAAUCCGGGAUGAGCUGAUGCAGCAGUACGAAAAGGAGAAGGAGGAGAAGGAAAGACAGAACCAUGCGAAAGCCGCUGCGGGCAGCAAUGUAGUAGAACAGGCACAUCAAACGCCCGGAAAUCCGUACGCGCCGAUUUCCGGGGCGAGGGCGAAUGCGAACCUGAAUCCGAACCCCUCUACAACCGGUAGCAGUACCCCACACGCGACUCGACCACGGCCGCAGUCCGCCUUCGGAAACCGAAACUUCAUCCGGGAGAACCGGGAGAUCGGGACAAUUUUGAAGAACGCGAGACGGCGAAUUCAGGGGGAAAUGGAAGACGAAGAAAACGUCGAGUCGCACUUUUUCGUCAACGAUGAGCUGCAGAGACGCUGGUUUGGAACUGGAUCCGGUGGAGCGGGAGGAGUAGAUCAAGACUACGAUCAUGUCGUUGGAGCUGCUGCUGCUGCAGCAGGACCUUCUGCCGCAACCGUGAAAGCACAGCACGUGGCUUCAAAGCCGAGCUUCGUAGCACCACCGGCGACCACAUCCCGGCCGCAGGGGAACAAGAAUGUGAAAGUUCAGUUAACAACAGAGCAGAUCCACGCCGAUUUUGAGGCGCAGUUUGCGAAGUCCACGUUUGUCGAGGGAGAACACUCGCUAUCGCCUAUCCUGAGUAAAAACGUACCCGCACCAGAGUUGUAAUGUAGAUUUGCAAAGACAGGAAGACUUGUAAUGCGCAUCACCAUGAGAGCCAUUUUCAAUCGUGUUUUGGAAUUUGUGAUGCUGUGAACAGGAUGAGCCGAUGAAUCUGUGAUGCGGCUGCACUUGCUAACCUGCACUACACUGCAGAGUGCAACUUGUCAUGCGUGACUCACAAAACUCCUAGGUUUGUGCUGCAAAAUCCCCAUCCUGACUCUGGUGUGGGUACGUUUUUACUCAGGAUAUCGCCGGAAAAGGAAAGCCGAGCUGUACGCAAUCAUGGAGCGGAUUUUGGAAGGGAGCUGAUCGAGAUGACUUCGGUCGACGACAAGGAGGAAUUUUCACCUCAGGACAAAUCGGUUGUGGAACAGGAAGAUAGGGCUUGGGCGGCUAUCAAAUGUAAAAACGUCUGGGUCUGGAAGAAUGCAACUUGUGAUGCUGCAUUUGGAUUCCAAAAAAAUCUGUAUUACAUGAGUACCAAAGGGAAUGCAAUUUUUGCUACGCUGAGAAGGCAUCUGUCAUGCGGAAUAGGCAUCCAGAAGCGUUCAAAAAAUCUGUAUUACUAGGGUAUGCAUCGCAGAGACAGACAUCAUGGCUCAUGCAAAACGUGCAUGACAAACCUCGCAUUCAUCCAGACCCAGACAUUUUUACAUUUGAUAGCGGCCGGACUGCUGCAAAAGUUUUAUCGGGAACAGCACCAGUAACGAGAUUCACUAGAGAUUCUUGUUGUCUGUGCAUGACGACGGGGACGGAAUGCGGUGGGAAUUAAAAAGUAGGUUUACACCACAAUGCUGCGCUUUUUCACGUUUCUUUGUUUCUAUCUUGUACAAUUGAUGAAAUCUACUUUGAGUUGUCGUGAAUGUUGAAAUUACGCAGUCGACCCUUAAUAUUUAUCAUGAUGAGCUUCAAUGAACUUCUUUGCUCGACUGCUAUUGUCAAAUAGAGUCAGUUUUUAUCUCAAUCAUUCCAGUAUGAUCACAAAUGCGAAUGCAUCUAACGUGCUGCUUCAGACAGAGUGAACAGUAACCGAAAGCGAGCGUUGUGUACUAAAAAUGUUUUUUUCGUAAGGCUAAGGAAAAGAGUAAACGUGCUUUUGAUAUUUAUGAGUCAAGAAAUCUUCUAACGCCAUGCUCAUUGCAGUGUCG
Amoebophrya sp. A120 is the source of this 7903-nucleotide messenger RNA. NCBI's taxonomy places the organism in Eukaryota, Dinophyceae, Syndiniales, Amoebophryaceae. The record is from the annotation of a GenBank genome assembly.